GCCAACGGGAGCGCACAGAAGGCACAGAGCGCUGCGGGACAUAAAUACAACAGCCACCUUUCAGCUCGAGACUCGUUGUGACUUUGCUACUGAAAAAAAAAACAAUCUACAAGUUGUGUUUGAUGCUUUGAUGAGCUGAAGGAUCCCCAAAGGGGCAAAGGGCGAGUGGGAUAAGCAGUGGAAACAUGUGGAGCUUUUUGACGCGCGCACGGCGAGUUUUGUGCCACUUGCUGCUGUGGCACGAGCGCGUUGGUUUUUUAAAAGCCUUCUCAGUUUGAGUAACUUUUGAAGACACUUAUUAUGAAGUCCUCUGAUAUGGCAUGUUUCCUGCGUUGUGUCCUCAUGCUCAGGAUUGCGACUCAUGGGAUGUAGUAAAUGGAGAGCUGCGUUCAACUUUGGACACCUGAAGGUGCAAUCCAAGCUGUCCGUCUUCUUUACCAUGAUCAUACUCUUCACUUACCUCUUUUACUGCCUCAACGGAUACUGUGACUCACUACCUAGGCCUGUUUAUGACCAACAAAGUAAUUUUCAAAAUAAAAUCAUCUUAAAUGACGGACAUGAGGCGUCAUCGCAGCAGCACGGCGCGUAUAACGCGUCUCAGGUCUCGUUUGUUCGGGAACAGUUGUCGGACUUGUCGAACAGUGACUCUUCAUCUAACAACAUCUCAAUAGCGAACAAUUACGGCAGCAAAAAGUUUCCUCAGGCCAUCAUCAUCGGGGUGAAGAAAGGUGGCACCCGGGCUCUGCUGGAGUUCCUGCGCAUCCAUCCGGACGUGAGAGCCGUCGGCUCUGAGCCGCACUUCUUUGACCGCUUCUACGAUAAGGGGCUGGAAUGGUACAGGAACCUGAUGCCUCGUACUCUGGAGGGACAGAUCACCAUGGAGAAGACCCCCAGUUACUUUAUCACCAAAGAAGCCCCUCGUCGUGUCUUCUCCAUGAGUCGCCACACCAAGCUCAUCGUGGUGGUGCGCGACCCCGUAACCCGGGCUGUUUCUGAUUACACCCAGACUCUGACCAAAUCUCCCGGGCUCCCAUCCUUCCAGAACCUGGCCUUCCGCAACACCACCACAGGCCUCAUCGACACGUCCUGGAGUGCCGUGCGCAUUGGCAUCUAUGCGAAGCACCUAGAGAACUGGCUACGCUUCUUCCCACUCUCGCGCCUCCUCUUUGUCAGCGGCGAACGCCUCGUGACGGACCCAGCAGGCGAAAUGGGUCGGGUCCAGGACUUCCUGGGACUCAAACGUGUGGUGACAGACAAGCACUUCUACUUCAACCAGACCAAAGGCUUCCCCUGUCUAAAGAAGCCUGAGGGGAGCAGCAGGCCGCGCUGCCUGGGGAAGUCAAAGGGCAGGCCCCAUCCCCAAAUCCCCUCUGAGGUCCUGCUUAGACUCAGAGACUUCUACAGACCCUUCAAUCUUAAGUUUUACCAAAUGACUGGCCAGAACUUUGGCUGGGACUGAACAGCUACUCACCAAAGCUCUCAGAAACUGUUGUGUAGUAGCAUUCUUUGUAAGCCAAACACCAAAACCAAACGUGGGGUAACUUGAAAGCAUUGUGUGUUACCAAAGCUUUUACUGUGUAAAAUAUGCCUCUCCUUCAUUUCCCAAGCUAUGAAAACUAUGAAAACUCCUGCCUUCUUCCAGAUUUACAACAGCCAUGCUAACACAGUUUGUGACAGCUUCAAUCCCCUGAGCCACUUUAGCAAGCAAUGAUAAACAAAAGCCUGGGAGAAGCGUUGGCUCUGGUUCACGCUGCUGCAGUGUGAUGAGCGCAAGCCACAUUGUAGCAUACUGCUUAUUUGCUUAAAAUUGGAACUUCUAGCGCUUGGCACCCCGAGUGCCAGGAGUAUGCUAAGCUUUCAUUGCUGUCUAAAACAGUUAACAGCAUAACGUUGAAACUGAAAAGAACUCCAGAAAGAUGCCAGCACUGCAAAGAGAUGUGCCUGAAGUUAAAUCAAAAGGCAAAUGAGAAACAAGCUUUGACAGCUGGGACGACGUGGGACAAAAAAAAAAAAAUGAAGCCGCGAGGAAAGAAGCGAAGGGUUUUAAGUUUAUGCACAAGUGGUACAAUCAAAAUAAAUGUAACACGUGCGUUGUUAAGAUAUACUGUACAUGAAUCAUUCAGGAUCACUUCAGCAUUGUUUAGUUCACCUUAAAUGAUGUGACGCGUUUAUACAGUGUUUACAGUUAUAGGAAGUUGUUUUUUUUUCAGUUCUUUCAAUGCAAACUUAUUUUUUGGACUGUGUUUUAAUUUUACAAAAUAUAAAGAUGUAGCAAACGCAGGAGGAUACCUGGUACGUGGUUCAAAAAGGUACCAGAGAUGUAAAACAUACAUAGAAAAUUUACUGUUAUUUAAGUCGCCAAUAUGAUGCUUGUAUAAAAUUUUCUUUACAGACAACGCCUCUAUCUGUGAUUGUUUUGUACUUCAUUUAAUCGACACUUACAUCCACAAAUGGUACUUACAUGCAACUGUAUAUUUCUAAAAAAAAAAAGGAAAAAAAAGCCUAAUUUAUAAGAUGACAAACUAUUGUUGAGAUGUUUUCUCUUGAAACUU
This is a messenger RNA of Larimichthys crocea (large yellow croaker), 2552 nucleotides long. RefSeq names its product heparan sulfate glucosamine 3-O-sulfotransferase 6. Gene Ontology annotation, molecular function: [heparan sulfate]-glucosamine 3-sulfotransferase activity. The coding region runs from base 362 to 1459 and encodes 365 amino acids. Lineage: Eukaryota; Metazoa; Chordata; Actinopteri; Sciaenidae. The transcript is spliced from 2 exons. The record is from RefSeq and is a predicted model, not a curated record.